Messenger RNA from Paramuricea clavata, 1105 nucleotides. NCBI's taxonomy places the organism in Eukaryota, Metazoa, Cnidaria, Anthozoa, Malacalcyonacea, Plexauridae. The record is from the annotation of a GenBank genome assembly.
AUGGCCGAUCGUGCCGCGUGGAAGAAUUACAAAGCACAAAUGAAAGAGAAAAGAACGGGGAAGAAAAAAAAUAAUUCAGGAGUUAGUAUCUUAGAGGAAGAAUGUAUUGUUGUGCAGCGACUCAGCGCCGAUGUUUCAGGAAAGGCACAAAAAUAUACCAGAAUAGGUGCCAGAGAAUUUGUGUCCUUCGAAUAUGAUGAGGUAACUGUGGAUAACAUAAAACUUGCCUGCUUAAAUCACUUUGAUGUUGGUGAAAUGGUUUGUGAUGUUGUUGCUGGAGAACAGGGGCCAUCGUGCUCGUCGAUUAAGCAAAUACCUGAUCUUAAAGUGAUCCACGUGCGUUUUAUUCAUGGCUCUGAUGCAGGUGCAGGAAGCAACGUCGACGAAGGACAUAAAAGAAUUUUAAGAAAAAGGCCACGGUUGGCUUUACCUGGGCCAAGCGUAACCAAUUCGCAUCCAACACCGGCCGGACAGCAAUCUGCUAAAGAAAGUCAGUUUAUUCCAAGAAGUAUGUCACUAGUAGAAAUGCUCAAGCUUGGGAAAGAAAUCAAAGAAGCACCGACAACAGAAGUACAGCUAUUCAAGUUCGACCUAGAUCAGAUCUGUUGGUCAAAACACCCGAGUGUUGUUGAAUUUGUGAUUGAAAAAGACCCAUUUGGGACGGGAGGAUUCCGAAAUGCAUUCAAAGCUACAAGCCAAGCAAAAGAGUUCCGGUCAACUACAUGGGUGGUGAAGAAAUACCUCCCACAAGCUAUUCAAGACAUUGGUGUUACUGGUCAGACCGUAGAACAGCACACCAAGAAAGUGGUCCAGAUGCACAGUCUUGCACGACAUUUCGCUGCAAGACUGAAGCAAGAAAUGGAAAAAAGAAAUAAAGUGGAGAAUUUUGGUGAAUUCCUAAAGUAUAACAAAAUAUAUUUUGGUAAAUGUGGAGAGGAAUGUGUUACUGUGGAAGAAUUUAUAGCAGGAACAUUCACCAAACAUAUAAACAACACUGGUGAUGUUUGUGGAGAUAUCACUAGUGCUAUUUGCAAGAAAGCAGCAUGUCUCGCUCACUAUUCCUUUCAGCAAUCAGAGAAACAGCUAAUGGUGUUGGAUAUACAGG